This is a messenger RNA of Penicillium nucicola, 873 nucleotides long. RefSeq names its product Enoyl-CoA hydratase AKT3-1. Bases 1 to 873 code for a protein of 290 amino acids. The transcript has 5 exons. NCBI's taxonomy places the organism in Eukaryota, Fungi, Ascomycota, Eurotiomycetes, Eurotiales, Aspergillaceae. The record is from RefSeq and is a predicted model, not a curated record.
AUGGCCCCUGAAGCAUUAAUCAAGAUCCCAAACUCCUACGAGAGCCUCGAUUUGACUCAUGUCAAAGUGUCUCACCAUCCUGUAGGGAGUCCGGCAGCAACUCCAGUUGUGAUAGUGACCUUGAAUCGCCCGGAGAAAAACAAUGCAUUCACACCGCAAAUGGCGGAUAGUCUAGAGCUCGCAUUUCGGACUGUUCAUCUGGAUCAUCGAGUCAAAGUGGUUGUUUUGACAGGAGCUGGGAGGAUGUUCUGUGCUGGAUCGGAUUUGGAGAUCGGAUUUUCAAAUGCAGGGAGAGCUGUGGAUUUUCGUGAUAUUGGAGGUCGAGUAGCUUUGGCAAUGCACCGGUGUCAUAAACCGACGAUUGUUGCUUUAAAUGGCUCUGCCGUGGGGGUUGGAAUGACCAUGACUUUGCCGGCAGCUAUUCGAGUCUGCCACGCAACAAGCAAAUAUGGAUUCGUCUUUACGAGACGCGGUCUGACGAUUGAAUCUUGCGCCUCCUAUUUCCUUCCUCGUCUUCUUGGGCUUUCUCGAGCCAUGUCCCUGAUAUCAACUGGCGGGGUCUAUCCCGGAUACUCAACAUACUUUGGGGACUUGUUCACCGAGGAAAUCGCAACCAAUGUCAGUCCAUUGGCAUCGUCGAUGAGUCGAGCUUUGAUGUGGGAGGGCCCUUGUUCGCCCGAGGCAGCGCAUCUCCUGGAGUCGCGGGUAUUUCACCACAUGGCUGGUCAAAGCGACUACAAAGAAGGUGUCAACUCAUUUCUUGAAAAGCGUCAAGCCAAUUUCCAGUCUGAUCCCCAUGAGUGCAGUCCUCUGGGGUAUCCAUGGUGGUCUGAAGUGGAUAUUAAGGUCGAGCCGAAGAGGUCCAAGAUGUGA